Messenger RNA from Jaculus jaculus (lesser Egyptian jerboa), 449 nucleotides. Its product is annotated as non-histone chromosomal protein HMG-17-like. Gene Ontology annotation, cellular component: nucleus; chromatin. The coding region runs from base 1 to 375 and encodes 124 amino acids. Gene Ontology annotation, molecular function: nucleosomal DNA binding. The transcript has a single exon. Gene Ontology annotation, biological process: chromatin organization. The record is from RefSeq and is a predicted model, not a curated record. Lineage: Eukaryota; Metazoa; Chordata; Mammalia; Rodentia; Dipodidae.
AUGAAGAAGAAGCGAGGACAACCCCCGGACCGACCAAAGCCGCAGCCGCAGCAUCCCCGCAUUCAGCGCCUACAUCCCUCCCCCCCUCCCCCCACUGCUGCCACGCCCAAAAGAAAGGCUGAAGGAGAUGCUAGAGGAGAUAAAGCCAAGGGGAAGGGCAAACCACCGAGAGGAUCCGCAAGGUUAUCUGCUAAACCUGCUCCUCCAAAGCCAGAGCCCAAGCCUAAAAAGACCCCUGCAAAGAAGGGAGAGAAGGUACCCAAAGGGAAAAAGGGAAAAGCUGAAGCUGGCAAGGAGGGAAAUAACCCUGCAGAAACCGGAGAUGCCAAAACAGACCAGGCACAGAAAGCCGAAGGUGCCAGAGAUGCCAAGUGAAGUGUGUGCAUUUUUGAUAACUGUGUACUUCUGGUGACUGUACAGUUUGAAAAACUAUUUUUUAUCAAGUUUUA